UCAUCAUGAUUGCUCAGUUGCAUGCCAUGUAUCAGGGAUCUAGAACAAUUCUUAUGUUCCUUGUUAUUAUCUUCCUGGCUGUAAACAUCGCCUGUAGAGUAAUCGUGGCAAUAGGACUCAACGAUACUGUAGCAGGUAAGUUUGAGGAGUUGAUACUCUCUGGCACACAUAUGUGCGGUUAUGCAUCUGAAGGGAACAACCAGCUUCUGUAUUCAAUGUUUUGGAUGCUCAACACUGUUUGGGAGGUCCUCGCACUGUGCCUUUCAGUCUGGGUUGCUGUGAAACACUUCCGUGAGCUGCGACGACUUGGCUCAUCGACAGGAUCGACCAUCGGGGCCUGUUUCAGAGUGCUCAUACAAUCUCACGUUCUUUAUUUUGCAAGGUGAGCUUGUAAUGUGAACGCGGUUAUAUUUUUCUGCUCAAGUUCCACACAUGUUAGC
Messenger RNA from Suillus plorans, 440 nucleotides. RefSeq lists its product as uncharacterized. Bases 6 to 386 code for a protein of 126 amino acids. The record is from RefSeq and is a predicted model, not a curated record. NCBI's taxonomy places the organism in Eukaryota, Fungi, Basidiomycota, Agaricomycetes, Boletales, Suillaceae. The transcript has 2 exons.